This is a messenger RNA of Tarenaya hassleriana, 749 nucleotides long. Its product is annotated as probable transcription repressor OFP9. Gene Ontology annotation, biological process: negative regulation of DNA-templated transcription. Lineage: Eukaryota; Viridiplantae; Streptophyta; Magnoliopsida; Brassicales; Cleomaceae. Bases 12 to 566 code for a protein of 184 amino acids. The transcript has a single exon. The record is from RefSeq and is a predicted model, not a curated record.
UAUCAUACAAAAUGAGAAGAGCCCAAGAAGAUCACAUCCAAAACACCAACACCAACGCCAACAGCAAGAAUCAAAGCAAUAUUCUUCAAAGAAGAGAAUCAAGAAUCUGCAGAGCACUGUGUUGCAGCAGCAACACGAGAUUCAGCGUCUCGUCGUCUUCUUCCUCGGAAAGAUUCUCCGACCAACACGGCGGCGGCGGGUCGCUUUCGAGUCUAACUCACUACAUGGUCCAAGAGAAGCUCGACCAGAUGAUAAGGGAGAGACAAGAAGCGACGCACCAGGAGAAGAUUACGCAAAGGAGGAGGAGAACGAGAACGAGAACAAGAAGUGGAGGAGGAAGGAACACCAAGUUCAUCGUGAUGAUGGCAAUGGAGAAAUACUCGUAUGACCCACGAGAGGAUUUCAGAGAUUCCAUGGUGGAGAUGAUCAUAUCAAACCGUAUCAGUGAUGCUGAUGAGCUCAGAAGCCUCUUGGAGUAUUAUCUAUCGAUGAAUCCUCUCGAUCAUCGCCCUGUAAUCCUCGAGAUCUUCUACGAGGUUUGUUCUGAUCUGUUCUUGUGUCCGUGACAGCAUUCUAUCUUACAAGACAGAACAAGAGAUUCUUACGCGACAGAAAUAUGCUGAAAGUUUCAGUCUUUGUGUAAGAUAACCGACUGGUUCAGUAUCUGACAUCUGGGUCGUAUCUAAAUUGAACCGGUUUAUUUUAGAAUCUGCAAUCAAAAUGUUGUGACUCAGGUUGGUUAUGUAUAG